Molecule: messenger RNA, 5434 nt
Organism: Gigantopelta aegis
Lineage: Eukaryota; Metazoa; Mollusca; Gastropoda; Neomphalida; Peltospiridae
Product: rapamycin-insensitive companion of mTOR-like
Exons: 35
Coding region: 1-5088 (1695 amino acids)
Biological process (GO): TORC2 signaling; positive regulation of phosphatidylinositol 3-kinase/protein kinase B signal transduction
Cellular component (GO): TORC2 complex
Molecular function (GO): protein serine/threonine kinase activator activity
Source: RefSeq, a predicted model, not a curated record
AUGGCGGCCUCAAUGGUUCGCCAGGGCCGAAAUCUAAGAAGUGGGCGAUUCCGAAAUCGCCACGAAAGUGAAACUGAAAUCCGUCUUGACUUUGCCAAGGAACCCAAAGAAAAUGUUAAAGAAAUACUGCACCACAUUGUGCUGAAGAGUGUGUGUCCCAAAGCUAAAAAACUGGGAUAUUUAAACUGUUUUGUAAGACUCAUUCAUUAUGUGAAGAAGUCUUCCAAUGCACUGACAUUUGGAUUCACAACGAAAGAGAUUCUUUCUUGUUUGCGCGUCGGGUUGCUCGAUGAAGCAAAAGAAGUACGAGCAGCGACACUCCGGGUUCUGCGUCACCUGCUGCUGUUUGAUGACACUCUCGAUACGCUGCUAUUCCUACGAUUGGACUACUUUGUGGCCAGAUGCCUGGACACAUGUUUAGACAACGAGAUAGAAAGAAUUCAUGCAGUCAAACUGAUACGAAAGAUCAUCCAGAUUGCUCCACAUAAGUUACCAUCUUCAUUUGUCUUUCCACUGAUCUCAAUCGGCAAAGAUGGCGCCAGUGAAAGAGAUAGAUUGCUACGCGUGUCUCUCGCCACUAUUUGUGAGAUUGCAAUAUCUAACAUAAGCCUAAUGUCACAAUGUGGCGGACUGAAUUGUUUGCUACAGAACAUACUGGACUCUCACCAGUACCCACGUUUGAACGAGUCACUCGUGUGCACUGUGUUAUACCUGCUAAACCACCCAAGGACACGGCACUAUAUUAGGGCAAACACAGACCUCGAGCAACUCUUGGCGCCAUUUACAGACUGUCACUUUAGGUACAGUGGGGAGACAGACCAUCAUCAUGCAGAUGACAAAGAGGCUAGGUUUAUCGCUGGAAAAAUGGCGCUGGUGUGCAUGAUGCGAUCAUGGCCUGGUUUAAUACGACUGUGUCAUCCAGAAGGGUCAGGUCUGCAGUCCCUCAUUGGAAUACUCUACCUCCCUUACACAGAAAUCAGAAAAAACAUCAUGGAAACCUUGUUUGAUCUCUUCAGACUGACCUUACCUCAGUGGACCUCGGAUUUUGCGACUGCUCUCAUUAGUGUUGACCGCAGUGAUAUGCAGGAAACAUGGCGCCUCUCCGAAGGGUUUAUAGUGGAGGAAGGUCGAGCAGUGUUACCUCAUUUAGCUAAAACAAGAACAAAUCUUGUUGAGAAUCAUUUAGCACUGAUCUUAAGUGCUUGGAUUAGUGCUGGCAUUUUAGAGGCAUUGAUUGAAGUUGUGAUAAGCAGCGAAGGAGCCCUGUUUACCAGAGCUGUGAUAUUGUUGGGUGAAUUGCUGCAUUUGGCCUACAAACUACUCCCUCCAGAAACCAGCAGCCAUAGUCAUUGUUUACCAAGUUUGAUAACCAUGGCUUCCUCCUUUGAAAUUCCUCUUGCAAAGCGACACCAGGCCAGUGUGGCUGUGACCAACCUGACUCAUUUACAUUCACUGAAGAAACGCGGACCGGUUCCACACAGUCUCUUUCUCGAUCAGCUUCUGCAGCAUGCUGGGAAAUUCAUUGAAUUCGUAGGCAGACACUGGCACUUGAAACGAGACAGCUUGUCAGAGCUGUACUUCACAAAGGCCCUGGCUGAUGACCUCGUGUCUCAAGUGGUGCGUGACACUCAGAUUCUUGGAAACAGAGAUUGGAAGUGUUGGGACUGGAAUCUCAUUAGUUCUUUGUUGAAGUGGCCAGAUGAUAAAUUACGAAGACUUGAUGACCAGAAUGUAAUCAGACUGGUGAAAAAAGUUAUUUAUUUCUUCAAACCAACGAAUGACCAAUUCUCUCGUAUGGACCUCAAAUGUGAUAAUUCAAGACUCUUCUGCAAAGUAGGCUGUCAUCUGAUAGACUUCCUUAUCAAGUCACAUCAGGAUGAGGCACAAAAACACGUAACAGAAUGGCUUACAGAUAUUGCACAGUGCUUAUACGAGCUGAGCGCCCACAGAGUGGCUCCCGAGUCGAUAUUCGGUAUGAACAGUAUGCACCAUUCUCUCAGCCAGUUCUACUUCCUCUUCAUCGGUCGCUUCUCACUCACGCCACGAGGUGAUCGCUUCUUGGAAAACACAGGCAUCUUUCAAAACCUUUUGGAUCUGAUUGGUCCGAACACUCAAGACAUUUACAUCAAGUUGGCUGUGGCCAGUUUGAACUAUUCAAGGGAGGGAUCCGCUCGCACCAUUUUGUCCAAAGCUCUCACUGCUUCCUCUGAGACUGGUAGAAUAUAUUGUACCAGAUUCCUGAGAGUGCUGCUUCGUACGGGUAUUGCGUCCUUCUCGUCAUGGGGUAUCGAGUUCCUGGUGACCCAGCUGUAUGACCCCAGUCAGAUAGUGGCCGGAGUAGCGUUGAAUAUCCUGGACGAGGCUUCAGAAAUAAACGAAAACCUAGAAUCCUUGAUCAAGUUAAGGCCUUCACUGCUACAUCUCGGUGACCAGGGUGUGAUGAUGUUGUGUCGGUUCUUGUCUGUUCCUAAAGGGUUCAAGUCUCUCAUGGACUCCAACUUUGUGAUGCAUGAGCUGCAGAAAUGGAACAAGGGCUUCAACACCAGAUAUGUUCAGAUAGUGGAGGAAAUGCUGAAUGAAGCGCUGACCACGUAUGAGAAGACGUACGAGGGUUCAUUCACAAGACGAUCAAUACAAAAACAUCCACAGAAAGAUGUGUUUCUUCCAAUGCAUCUUUAUGGUCAACUAACGAUGCAUGAAGACGGUUUUGACAUGCUCAAGAAAGAGGAAUGUGUCCAUCAGUAUAAUCAGUAUGUUCGGAGUUUGGAAUUACUGUCAGAUGAUCAUAUUCUUAAGUUGAAAACUGCCUUGUGGGCUCUGGGUCAUUUAGGAAUCUCUGUGGAAGGAGUGACCUAUUUGGACAAAGAAAGAUUGAUACCGGAAUUUAUCCGAUUGGCUGAGGAAUGUGGAGUGUUCUCAAUCAGAGGCACAGCCUUCUAUGUGUUGGGACUUCUAGCUUCGACUAGAAAAGGGACAGAAAUUCUUGCCAGGUAUGGUUGGGAGUCGAUGUGCCGUACAAGAGAGGAUCUGUGGCCAGUCAUGGAUGAGGGGGGCUGCUUUCCCUUUCAGUAUCGCGGGUACCUAGGUGACAGUUGUUCUAGUUUUCAUAGUGCUUUCAAAGGAGAUGGGGACAAAGUGAUGGUCAUGGGAAGCACACAGUUGUCUUUCAUUGAAGAGGAAGAGAAGGGGGAUAACUCUGAUCAAAACUGUUCCUGUGAUAAAACCAACAUUCAUUCGAUGAAGUCAUUAAACAUUCCCAUUCUAGUGAAUGACAAAGUGCCAGUCUUGUUGCAGCAUUCUGUGAAGGAUAUGCCCAGUGACAGGACGUUGCAAUCGGACACGGUCGAAUUUCACCAGUUUCACAAUGUGUCGGUGAAGUCUAAUUCAGAAAAACUCAAUGUUAAAUUGCAACCAGAAACGCACACACAGACAGUGAAUACUAUAGUGUCUGAAAUGGAUAAAAGUACAAAAACGACACCAGUGGCAACCUCUGUGAUAACCUCUGUGAUAAUCGACAAAAGUGCCGCGUUUGUUCAUCAGUCACAAGGAUCUGAGGGCGAAAUGUCACCUUCAAAUAAUCAAAAAGAAAACAAGUUUACCUUCACUGUCGGAAGUAUGUCGCCAGACGGCGACAAUAAAGGGCAGGAGAAGUUUUCUUUCAAACUUGGUGGCAGUUCGGUCGUGAGAGAGGACCGCAGCAGCAGUGAUAGUUCACAUAAAAGUAAAAGUCGGACUAGCAGUUUCAACACGGACUCCACAACAAGUGGUAUAAGUUCUUGCGACUCUGGCCUCAUGCCCACAUUGACGGUUUCACCUCUGAGUCCAAUCGCGAGCGCGUCAUCUCUCAAUACUAUACCGGCAUCCGUACAGCUUGACACGACCGACAAGGUCCACCCUUCGACUGUCAACCGACGACUCGUUAACUUGACGCGCGUCCCUAGUCUGCGGAGGCGAUCAGCCGCGUCGUCUCUCGGGAUCAGCCGCAGCGUGGAAACAGUUUCUGCGUACACAAGUUACCGUGAUGCUCUCGGUUACGCGACACUCCGGAUAAUUAAGCGACAGAGGACGUACAGUUCAGAGGGGGAAGGUGACGCUUCGGUCUCCCUGUUUGUGGAGCCGCUGAUUACGAGAACGUGCAGUACAGAGUCGGAUAGCAGCGUAGACAACAUGUAUCUGAGCACAAUACGAAGCAACAUGAGCUGUGCGUCUCUCGUGGACUGUGAAGUUCAGCAAACGAGUCCGUUCAACACGUUAAACAAGUCGGCCAUCAAGGCGAACAAACCCACUAACCGAUUCAUAGGUCUCACACUCCCUGUCGACAUUCACAUGAUAUUCGAGGUCAUUGAAGGUGAAGAUCAGAGAUCAUCAGUUUCAGCAAAAGAUGAAUACACAAAAAUCAGCAACAGGCUUUCUGUGAGAAAGGGUUCGUUGUCGGUGAACGUCCCACCACUGAAAUAUGAUUCUCUGUUUGAGCACCAGGCAGAUAUUUGUUUGGUGUGCAGACGCAACCGGCAGUCUCAGAAAUCUGACCAUGAGGAAGAUUAUAUUCGGGAUUACAACGACAUUCCUCCGAUUGACUGUGAUUCGGAUGGAGGGACGGGCCAGUUAGGGGGCUCUCUUCAAGGUAUCAAGACGAGUCGACCUCGCGGAGAAAGUAUCAUAGUCUCGUCAGAAACCCCGGGAAGUGGAACCAGUGAAACAAGUUCAGACACAGCGCCCAAGAAGCUGAGUGAAGACACCCCCGAAGGCCGGACUCUCGUGCGGAAGGAAAUCCUCCGUCUCAUCAUCAGUCUGUGUAGCUCAGUAGGACUCAAGGGAUCGGAGCAGGCUUUACUCACAUUAAAGCAGAAGUUUCCAAAGGCAUUCCAAGAUCUGUGUUUCUAUUCGGAUGUCAGUGACCUGUUGGCAAACUAUUCCUUCCGUCUGCUGGCCAGGCGCUUUAUUCAAGAACUGUUUGACGAGUUCGAUAUUACUCUGCUUCUGGAGGAACCUAGAAACAUGUUAGGAAUUAGCAACACGGAGAAAAAUGGAAACCUGGCCUCUGUGCGGCAGGAAAGUCUUGACAGCUUCCCAGAAUCCUUCAGAUGACCAGACUCGCGGAGAUGUCAUUCAUAAUCUUACUAAUGAUGUUAUUAACAUUGUUCAAUUGGUCUGACCUGUGUGAAGUGUAUAUUAAACAUCUCUUAUUGGUCUUAAUCAGUUAAUGAAUCUACUGUUUUAUCCACCUGACAGUGGAGAAAAAACAUAGGUUACUUCAGGGGGGUUUUAACCUUAAUUUUCAACCUUCUCAUGUGUAAAAAACAUUGGUGCCAGAAUUAUUAUUAUUAUUGUCUUAAUCCAACUGCCCCCUUCUCUUUCUCUCCUUUGAAUUCCAUCUCAUUUCUUCCCGAUCAGGCAACUCCUAACUUUCAACUUCUUUCACAGCCCACCUCCA